CGUCCAAUGCGUUACAUGCAUUUGUGCCAUUAUAAAAUCAACUUCCUAUAGAGAAAACGAAAGCAGAAAUUAACAAAAUUAUUAUUUUUUUUUUUUCAUAGACUGAGCAAAAUGCCCGUAGCAGACUUUUACAUAGAUAAAAACGUAUUCAUUACUGGGGGCAGUGGAUUUCUAGGAAAACUGAUAAUAGAAAAGCUUUUAAGAUCUUGCCCAGGUAUCGGAAAAAUAUAUGUACUGUUAAGACCAAAAAGAGGUAACCCGAUUGAAGACCGACUUGAAAAAAUUAUCGAAUCACCGAUAUUUAAUCCAUUGCGUCACCAAAAUCCAGAUGCGCUGAAGAAACUGAUCCCCAUUAAAGGCGAUGUUUCGGAAUUAAAUUUAGGUUUAAACAAAGAAGAUCGCGAAUUACUAGUUAACACUGUAAAUAUAAUAUACCAUUCAGCAGCAUCAGUCCGUUUUGAUGACUUCUUAAAAGACGCCCUCAUUUUAAACGUUCGAGGAACGAGAGAAGUGGCAAAAUUAGCUCUGGAUUUAAAGAAUAUUGCAAUAUUUGUGCACAUAUCAACUGCUUACUCCAAUUGUGAUAAAUUUGUAGUAGAAGAAAAACUUUAUCCAGCCCUUGCGAACUGGAGGGAUGCUAUUACGUUAGCUGAAAAAUGCGAUCCAGAGACAUUAGAGGUUUUUUCUCAAAAAUAUAUUUCUUCAUUACCCAAUACAUACACAUUUGCAAAAUCUUUAGGAGAACAUGUUGUCAAUGAAUUAUGUCAUGGAAAGAUACCCGUUGUAAUAACAAGACCCUCUGUAGUAAUUCACACACUAUCCGAUCCAAUUGAAGGAUUUACUGAUAAUUUUAAUGGACCAAAUGGAUUAAUUACCGCUGCAGGAACAGGACUUGUAAGGAUAAUUUAUGGACGUAAAGAUAAUAUAGUAGAUUAUAUACCAGCUGACUACGUAAUAAAAGGAAUCAUAUUGGCAAGCGAAUCAGAGGGAAGAAAAAAGACUUCUGAUUCUAUAGAAAUUUAUAAUAUCUCCUAUAACCAUAUAUCCAAUAUUACCCUGGAUGAAAUGAUAAAAACUGGAAAUAGAAUAAUCCAUGAAUUCCCAUAUUCGCAGAUGUUACGCUAUCCGAAAGCUUCUUUAACAGAAAAUUUUUAUAGAUUUUACAUUGAAGUACUAGUAUCCCAUAUGUUACCAUCACUAUUUGUUGAUUUAAUUUUAAGGCUCAUUGGGCAGAAACCAAGGUUAAUUCGUUUGCAAAGAAAAAUUUAUAUAGCAGCCACUGUACUGAUUCCUUUCGUGACUAACACGUAUUUUCUUUUAAACGAUAAAUUUAUAAAUAUGCAAAAAAAUUUAAAAGAAGAGGAUAAUGCAUUUUUAUUUAACUACCUACCUUGGACUGAGGAAGAAAUGUACAAAUACAUCACCGUGGGGAAAACUGGCAUGGAAUUAUAUCUGUUAAAAGUCAAAACUGGUGUUAUUGGAGCAAAAGCUAAAAGACUACUAAUGAAGUAUUGGCUGCCAGAAAUGAUAUUUAAAAUGAUAGUCUACUUUUUAUUUUUAUGGAUUAUUAUGUACAAAUUAAAUUUUUUUAAUUUAGCCACUGAUAAAGUUAUUUGUUAUUUAAAAAAAUUUGGUACAGAAGAAAUAUAAAAUGUAAUAUAAAAAAUAAAAAUAUGCAAAGAUCGACCAUUAA
This is a messenger RNA of Diabrotica balteata, 1693 nucleotides long. Lineage: Eukaryota; Metazoa; Arthropoda; Insecta; Coleoptera; Chrysomelidae. The record is from the annotation of a GenBank genome assembly.